Molecule: messenger RNA, 2503 nt
Organism: Jatropha curcas
Lineage: Eukaryota; Viridiplantae; Streptophyta; Magnoliopsida; Malpighiales; Euphorbiaceae
Product: wall-associated receptor kinase-like 22
Biological process (GO): cell surface receptor signaling pathway; protein phosphorylation
Cellular component (GO): plasma membrane
Molecular function (GO): protein serine/threonine kinase activity; polysaccharide binding; calcium ion binding
Source: RefSeq, a predicted model, not a curated record
CUCCCAGUUUAUUUUUGCUUAGUUAGUGGAACAUAUAUAUGACAGAAUACACCCUAAAAGUCUAAAAGGCAUCUCCUACUCCAAAUGGUUCUGCAAAUGCUGUCUCUAAUCAUCAAACUCUUAUUAGUGCUGCAAAUAAUAGAACUAACAACGACAGCUCUGUCAGUAAAACGCCACUGCCAAUCAGCCAAAUGCGGAGGCGUCGAUAUCCAAUACCCUUUCGGUACUCGGUUCGAGUGUUCAAUGAACAUCUGGUUCUUGAUUAACUGUUCCGGUGAAAGACCUAUCUUAAGCAGCAUCGGCUUAGAAGUAAUCAAAAUUGAGUAUUCAAACAGCCGAUUACUCGUUAAGAGUCCAUUAAUUUCGAAUAACUGCUCCGAUCACAAAAGCGGACAAAAUGUCACUUUUAGAGGGACGCCGUUCACUUUCUCCGGUUUCAACAGAUUCGUGGUAGUAGGCUGCAACGGCAGCGCUUUGUUGACUCAUGCUGAACCGAGUAUUAUCGGUUGCCAACCGACUUGCAGUAACAAGCGUGUAGCACGUGAAGAAGAAGCAUCUCCUUGCGUCGGCAACAUGUGCUGCCAAACGUCUAUACCUUAUUUUCUUCAAGUAUUUAGUCCAAGAUUUCAGGAAGUCGGAGAAGGAGAAAAUAGUUGCAUGAUUACUUUCAUUGCAGAAGAGACAUGGAUGAAGGACAAUGUUAAAGAUCCCAAUAGAGUUCAAGAAUGGGAAUAUGUUCAUGUUCUUCUGGAUUGGAAGAUUAAUGCUUCUGAUUUGGGAUGGUUAGGAAUUGAUGGGGAAACUACGGAUGUUUUUACUGAUUACUACGACGGAAUUGAUUUUCCUUACCCUAAAAAUACAUUCUUGAUGUGUCGUGGUGGCUUCACCGGCAACCCUUAUCUUCCUGAAGGAUGUAUCGAUGUUAACGAAUGCUUGGAACCAAAAGUGCAUAGACAGUGCCGUGGAUUCUGUACAAAUACACGGGGCUCCUAUAAGUGCAUGGGUGGGAUAAUUAUUAUAGCUACUAGUGGAGGCUUCAUACUGUUGAUUCUUGGUAUUUUGAUAUGGUGGUUAUCUAAAUUUAUAAAGAAAAGAAAAGAAAUAAACCAGAAAAGAAAAUUUUUCAAGCAAAAUGGCGGUUUGCUGUUGCGCCACCAACAAACUGGCUCAAGUGUAGAGAAGAUCAAAAUAUUCACAUCUAGGGAGUUAGAAAAGGCAACGGAUCAUUUCAAUGUGAAUAGAAUUCUCGGACAGGGUGGUCAAGGCACUGUCUAUAAAGGAAUGUUGGUCGAUGGAAGAAUUGUUGCAGUAAAAAAAUCUGAGAAAGUAAGUGAAGCAAAAAUUCAAGAAUUUAGUAAUGAAGUGUUCAUUCUUUCACAGAUUAACCAUAGAAAUGUCGUAAAGCUUCUCGGGUGUUGUUUGGAGACAGAGGUUCCUCUUCUUGUCUAUGAAUUCAUUCCUAAUGGAACUCUUUACCAUUACCUUCAUGAAAACAAUGAAGAGUUUCAGUUAUCGUGGAAGAUGCGGUUCCAGAUCGCAACGGAAGUUUCAGAAGUACUUUUCUACUUGCAUUCUGCAGCAUCUUUACCUAUUUAUCAUCGCGAUAUUAAGUCGACAAAUAUACUUUUAGAUGAGAUGUACAGAGCAAAAGUAUCUGAUUUUGGAAUUUCAAGAUCUAUCGAAGUUGAUCAAACUCAUUUGACUACUCAUGUACUAGGCACUUUUGGAUAUGUAGAUCCAGAGUACUUUCAAUCAAGAAAGUUUACAGAAAAGAGUGAUGUUUAUAGCUUCGGGGUAGUGCUCGUCGAGCUCUUAACAGGAACAAAACCAGUUUCUUCAACAAGAGUGCAAGAAGGUGUUGGAUUAGCUGCACAUUUCAUUCGAUCAAUGCAAGAUGAAAAGCUCUUAGACGUAAUUGAUCCUCGUAUUAAGGAUCAAUGUGAUAUGGAACAAGUUAUGAUAGUCGCUAACCUUGCGAGACAAUGCUUGAACCCAAAUGGCAAGCAUCGACCCACAAUGAAAGAACUGACAAUACAGUUGGAAGGGAUUAGAAUGUCUCAAAAGGAUUCGAUUGUUCAAACAAACAAUACUAGUGACAUAGAAUCUGAACCUUCAGAAGAUUCCUACAGUUCAAGGAUCUCAAGUUCUGCUAGCCCUCGAGCUCCAGAUGUAUAAUCUAGCUGUCCUGAAACAUUAAAUGAAUUGUACAAAGCAUCUAACCACUAAGCUCUGACAGAGUGAAAUUAGACUUGCCUGGAACCAAAUGAAACUAUGGAGUUGAUUUCAUUUGCAAAUUAAAUUUCAUAGCAACCGGGACUGGAUUCCCGUAUCACUGUCAACUUCAAGACAUGCCACCUAAACAUCCACGAAUUACUCUUAAUUUUGAAGUACGGCUAUGAUGCUAAACAAAUUAGACAACAAAAAUCAUUUAUCCAAAAUAAAAAUAAUGUAGUUGUAUUCUAAGUUACUUGUUUGAUGUAAAUCCUACAUGGCAAAAAUAUUC